GACGACCGACGAGAAGGGAAAGUCUGCACGACGUCAGCGACGGAAAGGCGCCGACUUGAAAGUUGAAGGAAUCCCCCCACCGUCCACCACGCUGUUAUCCGCCAAUUACCCUCCCUUUCACUGCUUCGGCGAACUGCAAGAUCUCUUGGUUUCUUAUCUCUGGAAGAUAGGAACUCGACCGGAGAUGCUGUCUGUCGACAGGCCCUGAUAAUGGGUAUAUAGCCGAGCUGUCUUCCGGCGUUGGUGCCGAUGGCACCGGUCGCCUUCUGUUUUCCUGCGUCACUUCUUCAGUCUUAUAUCUGGCUCUAGUCAUUUGGAAAUGCCCGGCUGGAAGAGCGCAGUGGUAGCAUUGCUGGCGUUGGCCGGCUCUGCUUUGUCUCAUCCAGGUCACCACGACGAUGGGGAUGUCUUAGUUAGCGAAAGUCAGCGAGAGGAGUUGCUGAAGAAAUGGAAUCAAGAAAUUCCUUUCGCCGGCAUCUCGACUUUUGCCCACUUGAAGUCCGUGAAAUGCCUCAUUGAGCCCGAUGAACGGUAUGAUAUCGCCAUUAUUGGCGCGCCCUUUGAUACGGCCACCAGCUACAGACCUGGUACGGGAUUUAGGUGUUUCACUUCGUUGUUAUCAUCACUCGUUAACUGGCUUUGGUUUCAUUGCAGGUGCCCGUUUCGGCCCUCGUGCAAUCCGCGCCGCCAGCGCCCGCCAGAUUCCUGCUGGAUCGUACAACGCGCGAGCAGCCAUAAACCCCUAUAUGUCUUGGGCUACUAUCACAGACUGUGGUGAUAUCCCGAUCACUCCUGUUGAUAAUGGACUUGCGGAGCGCCAGAUGUAUGAGGCCUUGCUAGAGCUCGGCCAGCGCCCGGCCGUGACACCGGCUGAAUCCAAGUACGGUACAAAAGGAAUCUCGGCUGGCAAGCCCAAGCUGUUGAUGCUUGGUGGCGACCACAGCAUUGCUCUGCCUGCCCUCCGGGCCCUCUACCAGAUUUACCAGAAGCCUAUCACGGUGCUUCACUUUGAUGCGCACUUGGAUACUUGGAGCCCGGACCGGUAUCACUCAUACUGGGUCUCGGAACAGUCUCGUUUUACACAUGGAAGUUUCUUCCAUCUUGCCGGCUUGGAAGGACUUAUCUCCAACACCACCUCUGUACACGGGGGUCUCCGCACGCGCUUGACAGGCACGGGCCUCGAAGACUACACGAACCCAGGUCCAGAGCAAGCAUUCUACCGUAUCCAUGCAGAUGACAUCGAUGAGCUGGGACCGGUGGGUAUUGUGGAGAAGAUUAUCGAGCGGACAGGCUUGGACUCGGAACAGCCCGUGUACCUCUCCGUUGACAUUGAUGUGCUGGACCCUGCCACGGCUCCCGGCACUGGCACUCCUGAGCCUGGUGGAUGGACCACGCGCGAAUUUAUCCGGAUCCUGCGAGGAAUCGAAAAGCUGAAUAUUGUCGGCGCUGAUAUCGUGGAGGUGGCACCCAGCUACGAUAACAAGGGUGAAACUACGGCUCUCGCGGCGGCCCAGGUGGCGUUUGAGAUCCUUUCCACGUUGGUGAAGGCCGGAGCAGGGAAGGAUUUAGGUGGAUGGUACGGACGCGAGGAGUCGGUAGUCGAGCAUGGAGAAAGAAAGACUGGACAAGCUACGAUGGGGGGGAGACUGUAGUUGAUCGGCGGGAGAGAGCAAGAAGCAUGAGGCAUGAGACUGUAUGACGAACUGAACUCCCUGAGAUAUGCAGAAUGUCGAAGUUGCGAGUCGAUCUUUGAAUAUGAAUAGGAAGAAUGACAGCGGCACUACGAGAAGCCAUGUCUAUCCCGAGAGUAGCUUUGACUUGUGAUGGGAUCCAUUCCAGUUAACCAAUAUCGUUGCCUGAAGUGGGUUCGGGAGUUGCAGCUGUAGCUGAAACAAUAUCAUCGGCUAUCAUCGUCUACAGACGGUAUGUGAUUGAUUCAUGCAGAUUGUGAACCCUAGGCUAG
Molecule: messenger RNA, 1963 nt
Organism: Monascus purpureus
Lineage: Eukaryota; Fungi; Ascomycota; Eurotiomycetes; Eurotiales; Aspergillaceae
Source: the annotation of a GenBank genome assembly